AUGUUUAGCAAUUAUUUUCUAUUAACAGCUACUGGAGCUGCUGCUAUGGUUGGAGCACUUUCAUAUUAUUGGAAAAAGUCGUUAAAAGAGUCACAAUGCGGAAUUGAUUAUCCAUCAGUCCAUUACAACAGUUGGAAACGUCUCCACAACGGAUUUUCAAUGGACCAAUUCUUGGAGAUGGUCAAGCCUUUGGAUGACCCAUCAUCGUAUCAAAUGGUUUUGGAAAAGGCUAUGGAUUUAAAAAAAAACAAAAAUUCACAUGUUGAUUCAUUAAUUUUGAUGUCUCGUAUUAAUUCAACAAUCAAAAAAUUGGAUUUAGAGAAUAAUGAUUUAAGUGAUGAAAUACAACUUUUUAUUGAUUGUAAUAAAUGUUAUGCAGUUUUACAAAGAGAAGCCAAACAAUAUUAUGACCUCAUCGAUGCUUUUAUCAAUGAAGAUGGAUAUAUUAAAGAUCCGGUAUUGGAACACACUACUGAAUAUUCCUAUAGAUAUGAAGGUCGUCAAUUAAAAUCAAGAAAGUUUAUUAAAAUUAUUGAUAGACCAUUAAUUAAUUGUUUAAUGAGAACUCAAGAAAUUGAUAUAUUUAAUACAUGGAAAUGGUAUCAACAUGGAAAGACUGUUACUCCAUCUGAUGGAACCUAUCUUUGUUCCAUUAUUUCUAUUUUGAGUAAAUUUAUCAUUUUGAAUAGAGCAGCCUAUUGUUGGAGACUCUCUUUUCCACUACCAGAUGGGUCAUACAUUGUCUCUUACAAUGGAGCCAAUAACAGACCAUCUGAUUACGAUCUACCACCCCUUCCAACUGGAUUUGCCUAUCCUGACAUAUUUUACCACGGAUGGAGAUUCAUUCCACUAUCCAAGAACAAAACCAUGGUCAUCUCUGUAAUGGAAAGUGAUCCAAAGAUUUGGUUCUUGCCAUUUGAAUAUUUUAUUCGUAUGGGCAAGAGUUUUGGUUGUCGUGAACUCAAACUAUUGGAUGAAUUCUCUGCAACCAUUGCUGGUACCUCUUAUGACAAGUUAAAAGAUAGAGAAUGGUAUCAAAAUAUUAAAAAGGAUUUAUCAUUAUUAUUUAAAGAUUAA
This is a messenger RNA of Cavenderia fasciculata, 1077 nucleotides long. RefSeq lists its product as uncharacterized. Lineage: Eukaryota; Evosea; Eumycetozoa; Acytosteliales; Cavenderiaceae. The transcript has 3 exons. The record is from RefSeq and is a predicted model, not a curated record. The coding region runs from base 1 to 1077 and encodes 358 amino acids.